AGCUGCAGACCAGACAUGAAAGCAUCUCUGAUCAUCAGAGAGAACAAUGAAGGAACCUGCCCGGCCCAUUCUGCUUUGUGUGACAUCACUGCUGUGGAGAUUGACAGAAGCUGCUCUGACUGUGAGUCCCAGCAGAUCUCAGUUCUUCAGAGGAGAAUCAGUGUCUCUGAGCUGUGAGGAGAACAACAGCUCUGCUGGAUGGACUGUAUGGAGGAACACAACCAGAACCAGCAGAGCGGAUUGUGGAAGGGGAUGGGGAAAAUGGCUGCCGUCCACCUGUAGCAUGAGCUACCUGUACCCGUUUGACAGUGGAGUUUACUGGUGUGGGUCGUCCAGAGAGGGAGCAGCCAGCAGCAGCAUCCAGCUCACUGUCACUGGUGGAUCAGUGAUCCUGCAGAGUCCUGUCCUCCCUGUGAUGGAGGGAGAUGACGUCACUCUGAGCUGUCUAACAAAGACCACUCCCUCCAACCUCCCAGCUGCUUUCUAUAAAGAUGGCUCCCUCAUCAGGACUGAGCCCAAAGGUCACAUGACCCUCCACCAUGUGACCAGCUCUGAUGAAGGCCUCUACAGGUGUAACAUCAGUGGUCAUGGAGAGUCUCCAUCCAGCUGGAUCUCUGUUGAAGGGAAACCUCCAACAAAAGCUCCGCCCACAUUAAUCGGCUUUCAUGUUGGUCUUCAUCUUUUCAUCCACCUGCUGAUCUUCUGUCCGUACUGCAUCUGCACUCUCCUCAUAGUAUCCUUAUGUCGUCGAACCACAGUUCGGGAACCUUCUGCACGUUGGCGAGAUUACCGAUGAUGUCAUCACUUCCAUUACUCAGGAAUAUCACUUUCAAACCUGCUAUAAUUCUCCUAUUAAAUGCAAAUGGAAAAAUCUGUUUCUGAUUCAGAACCAGCAGAGACCCGACAACACAUCCCUGAGGAUCUCCACACGUCAGAGCUGACUGACUACUGAGUCUCACUGAUG
Molecule: messenger RNA, 964 nt
Organism: Cyprinodon tularosa
Lineage: Eukaryota; Metazoa; Chordata; Actinopteri; Cyprinodontiformes; Cyprinodontidae
Product: Fc receptor-like protein 4
Exons: 6
Coding region: 47-796 (249 amino acids)
Biological process (GO): cell surface receptor signaling pathway
Molecular function (GO): transmembrane signaling receptor activity
Source: RefSeq, a predicted model, not a curated record